UUAAAUAGUUUAAAAGUUUAAGAGCGUUUAAACCAAUGCUGACUAGCGUCAGCGUAGCUUACCCAAGCGUUUGAUUAAACCUUGAUAUUUUAUGGUCAUUUGUAGCAUAACGUAGUUUAUAAAGAAAUACCUUAUGCGAUACUCAUAUCGAUGCGUGUUGGAUUUCAAAAUGUAAAGGUCGUUUAUCUGAACAAGAUGAAAUGAUAAAACACAUGUUAUCUUUAUCUCAAAGUUUUGAACGAAUGCGCGUAAUUUCAGGCUUGUCAAAGGCGAAUGUAAACAUACCUUGAAGGGAAGUUAUAUGCAAUUGUAAAAUUGACAACAGAUAUGUACCGUAUUGCAUGUGACAGGAGUGCAAAUCGAAACUGCUUGUGAAAAGACAAACUUGAAAACAUUGCGGAAUUAUUUAAAAGACGUGCACAUCGUAGUGUUAUUUAAAUAGUGCCUAUAUGCGAUAAAUAUAAGAUUAAUUGGAUAUCUAAGAAUGAGUCUAUUUUGUGGAGGUAAAAAGCAGAAUAAAGGCAAAAGAGGAAAGCGUGAUUCCAGUCCCGCUUACGGCGCAUCCCGUAAUGAUGAACUGCAGAGGGAGAAGAGCAGCCUUGAGAAGGAAAUCGGAGACCUGAAAGAGCAAAAAGCCUCACUUGCCAAUCAAAUAAAAACUCAAAAGGAUGAAGUUGCAAGAGAAAAGAAGACGGUCAAAGUCGAUUUAGAAAUUGCAUCUGUAAGUGAGGAAUUAGCCAGACUGAAGAAGGAGAAGAACGACAUUGAUCGGGAAAUCGGAAAUCUACGACAUGACAAAAAUGAACUACAAAAACAAACAAAAGCUUUAAAAGAAGAGUUUGCAAGUGCUAAAAAGGCAGUCAAUGUCGAGUCUGAGAUACACCAACAUCCUGACAAGGCAGCCCAAGAGGAGCAACUCAAUAGUUUUAGCAAAAAACUUGAAGCUGAGAAGGUCGCUAAGGACAAGGCACAUGAGAAGAUAAAAGCGAUUGAAGAAGAGCAGACAAAGCUGAAAAACGAAAUUGACAGCCUUAAGAAAAUAUCAGAACUAGAGAAGGCUCAGACAACAAAAGCCGAAGAUGAACUAGAUAAAUACAAGAAAGAGAAGGCCAAACUUGAACAAGAGAUGGGCAGCACAAAGAAGGAACUGGAGCUAGCGAGGAAGGAAAGCCACAUUCCACGAAGCCCUACACGGGCUCCAUCUGACGAGUGGAAGGAUAAAAUAGACAAAGCUGAAAGCGAGCUUCAAAAGGAGAGAGAACUUCGACUUGGAAAAGAGAGAGAAAAUAGUCGCAUUAACAGUGAAAAUAAACUGCUUGCGGACGAGAAACAAAAAUUGCAAGACGAAACCAAUGCAAUGAAAGCUAAACUCGAAGAGUCGUUAAACAGCUUACGCACCCUCGAGAUGAACCACAAAAAUGAAAUCAAUCAGCUACAAGACAGGCUUCACCAGGAAAAGCAAAAGAUAAAGAAGUUAGAUGAAGAAAAGGACCAACUUUUGACGCGGCUGAGUUCUUCGACAGCAGCCAAGGUGCUUGAUUCUAACCCAAAUAUUGCGGAUCUCAGCGAUCCAAACAGGCCACAGAAGAUCGCUGAGAAGUUCUCCCAGGUAUAUGAUGACCAAUGGACAGACGCCAUGGAAAAUUUGGAGAAGUUGGGAACAAACGAAGAACGGAACAUCAAGAUAUUAAUUGACCUCUUGACUACCAUUUACAGUCAUUGUAAAGAAUCAUCGGACAACCAAAAUUCUCGUAUCGAGGAGGAUCUUUUUCUUCCACCGAUGGAAAGCCACUCGUCCACGUCUGAACCGAAUGGAACCGAACAAUUGAAAUCUCCUAUAAGCACUAAAUCCCAUUCAAAGAUUCCAAGAUUCUCUUCCCAUAAGGGUGGUAGACCGGCACUGCCAAACCUUGUCACAGAGAAAACAACUGUAGAGGUUGUCACGCCUACAAAAGAACGACAAACGCGUGCCCACUCUGUACCAAAGGUGAAAGGUGAAAAAAUGCCUGAAGUGCCGGUAGAGGUAAAGAAAGGGAUCAAGGAAUACCGUAAGAAGGUUGCUAAACAAGUGGUUCCCGUGAUUGAAAAGGAAGUUCUAGCUAAACUCAGGCGAAUGGAGGAAUUCGGAGACAAGGUCGUUGAUGUGUGUUUGCCGUACAUUAAGAAAUGCGUGGAGCUGUGUUGGAUGAUGUGUGUGCAAGACCCGCCUGCCGUGCUCGACUGGAGUGCUCAGGAAGGUGCCUUCAACGUUGAUUUGUACCGGGCCUACACGAAAUCCGGGAGCCAGUUGGAAUUCGUCGUAUGGCCAAUUAUUUAUUUGCAUGAAGGUGGGCCUGUACUGUUGAAAGGCGUUGCGCAAGGCAGGGAUUAGAGAAGAGAUACUUUUCGCCAUGUUGUCUGCCGUUAUUUUUAUGCGUUUUAUGUAAAGGAUUACGAAUUCAUACAUUCAUAUCAUUCUUAUCAUCAACGUAAUCCACAGUGUAUUUUUCUGACGAUCCCAAUACAUCAUAAAAUCAUGUUUUAUAUUUCUGCUGUCGAUAUUACAUCCGCUUAAACCAAAAGCAAAGACUGUUUAUAAAAAAAUAAUACGUCAAUCAUUUUGAAACUUAAGCCAAAUUCUCAGCUUAGUUAUCAAAUUUAUACGGAAAACGUUGUGAACAUAGUUUUUUUGUAAUAGUUUACCGUUAUAAGUAAUGUAUAGAGUGUCGUUUGGUAAUAAUUUCGAAAUGUUCAUUCACUUCACUGUAUUUAAAACAUAAUAAGCGUUAGCUAGAAUAGUGUAAUAUGUUGUACUGUCUAAUUAAUUAAUCAUGAUUCGCGUGUCAUAUCUACAGUUUUGCAUACAUAGUUUACCUCAUUAGUUAAUUAAACGCUUUUAUGUGUAUAACAAUAAUUGUCCCACUGUUCAUUAGUUUUACAAAAGUUAUUACUUAGAAGAUGUCAUUUCGUUGUACGAAAUAAAGAUUGCGUCAUGUAAAACAAACUUGUAAAACAGCAAAAGUUAGAACUGAAACGUUACUAUACUUAUUGUUUUUCGUUUGAGAACAAACGGGCUAUUCUGCAGAUCGCCGUUCUGACUUGUAUAUGAUGUUGAAUUCGUUGUAUAUCGUUGUACAUCAUUGAAUAAUUAUUGUAUUUAUGUUUUUCAUUAUUUUUUGACGAAUAUCAUAAACGGCACUUUUAUUCGGAGUUUAGUUCCGAUAUAUUUCACGCUCAUGUUCAAUGAAGCGUGCCUCUGUUUUUUACCUUCACAUAUGAUUACAGGUUGUAUCCAAUGUGCAAUACUUUGGUCAAGUUUUGAAUGCAUAUCUUCAACAUUUGCACUUGUUGUGUACUCAAAAACAACACUUGUUAGAAUUCGGCUUCAGAUAUUUUCACAAACGUGUUUCUCUCAUACACCUAUUUAACGCAUUAUAUUUUUGUUACAUAUCAAAUAUUGUGGCUGUAGUGCAUAUCACUUACGUGUUUGACUUACACAUAGCAUGUACGAUGUGUAAAGGUUACAUACAUAUCAAACGUUUUUAUGCUGUAAAUUAGGAUUUAGAAAAUAUCGCAUACCAUUUUGUCUUAAAUAUAUCAAGUUAUAAUGCUAUAAAUAUAGAUAUAAAAAAUUGUACAUAUAUCCCACGCGCUUGGCUUACACAAAUGAUUUAGCAUCCUAUGCUUAGUUUUGUAAUUAAGGCAUGCUUUCAAGAUAAUUGAUGUUAAAUGAAACACAAUAAAAUGAAGAGCUUUAAUAGGUUACCAAUAUUAAAGAGGUUUCUGUUUCCUUGUGCAUGUAUUCGUAGAAAUGCCAACAUUCCAAAUAAUUAUUCCAAUUAAUCAUAUCAUGUUUCAAUUUUUUAUUACUUAUGAAAUAUAUGAUGAUGCGGCUUUUUACGUUUUGUGUCAUAAAUGUUUGCAGUUAUUGCCAACUGAAUACAUUGAAUAUUUAUUUAAUUAACAGCACAGUGUAUAUUGUAUUGUGUUAGCGUAUAUUAGUAAUUGAAUAAAAUGCCAAUAAACUUAA
This is a messenger RNA of Dreissena polymorpha, 4009 nucleotides long. RefSeq lists its product as uncharacterized. Lineage: Eukaryota; Metazoa; Mollusca; Bivalvia; Myida; Dreissenidae. The coding region runs from base 485 to 2371 and encodes 628 amino acids. The transcript is spliced from 15 exons. Gene Ontology annotation, cellular component: mitochondrial outer membrane. Gene Ontology annotation, biological process: mitophagy by internal vacuole formation; mitochondrial protein catabolic process. The record is from RefSeq and is a predicted model, not a curated record.